Molecule: messenger RNA, 1538 nt
Organism: Spodoptera littoralis (African cotton leafworm)
Lineage: Eukaryota; Metazoa; Arthropoda; Insecta; Lepidoptera; Noctuidae
Source: the annotation of a GenBank genome assembly
AUUUAAGACUAUCGGAAUAUUUGCUAGUCUGCUCUUCAAUCGUAUUACAAUUGUAAAUCGAUUGUGGUCUAAAUCGGUAUUCUACUCUUAGUUAACGUUUGUUUGACAUUUAUUUCAAUGGACACUCAGUGUCAAUUUUGCAAUUGAAGUACGAUCGUAGUACGAUUAGGCAACAAUCGAUAUUUAGAUUAUUUUGCAAGCCACCACUUGACAAAAUAUAUUGAAAAGAUGCUGCGGUCAUUGUUACGAUGGCGUAUUUUAGCAUUAGCUAAUAGGUACGCAAGAUCGCCGUCGUUACCUUUUGGCUCAGCGCCGUAAAAAGCGGGCCUCGAUAAGGGCAACGGUAUCCGCCGUGGAAGAAUUAAGUAAUACGGAGUUUAUUAAAACAUUCCGCCUUGGAAAAGCGGAAGUGAGGGCCCUAACUCUUAAGCUCACACCUUUGCUACCACGACAACGGAGGAAAGAUGCAAUAACACCCAAUUUAAAGAUACUUAUUGCUCUGGCAUUCUAUGCCACAGGCUCGUACCAGACAGUACCAGACACUUGUUGGCCAGAGUGUGUCUCAGACCACUGUCUCAAGGGCUGUGAGGCAAGUAACUGAAGCACUCAAUAGCAUCCUCCUGCAAUAUGUCAUCUGGCCAAAGGAUGUUCAAGACCGAAAUAAAAUUAAGAGACAGUUCUAUAAAUUUGGGAUUCCCGGAGUAUUAGGCUGCAUAGACGGCACCCACAUAGCCAUCCUGAGACCGGUUGAACAUGAGGAGCGAUUUUUUAAUAGAAAGGGAUACCAUUCCCUUAAUGUUAUGAUUAUUUGUGAUGCUGAACUAAACAUUUUGUAUGUGGAUGCAAGCAGUCCCGGGUCAGCCCAUGACUCUAGUGUAUGGCAGAGUAGUCCUAUUUGGAAUCACAUGAGAGAGUUAUGUAAUGCUGGAGAACAUGUAUUUUUAUUGGGUGAUAGUGGAUAUCCUUUACGGACUAAUAUGAUGACCCCAAUAUUGAAUACAGUAGAGGGCACUCCUGAACAUCACUUUUACCAGCUCCAUGUCACUGCCCGUAAUACGGUAGAACGCUGCAUUGGAGUACUAAAAGCUCGGUUCAGAUGCCUGCUAGCUGCGAGGGCCCUGCACUACGAUCCAAUUACUGCUGGAAAAAUAGUGAAUGCUUGCUGUGUGUUGCAUAAUAUUGCAAAUAAAAAUAGACUACCUGUUCCACAUCUCACACCUGAAGAAGCCUUUGCAGAGAGGCAAAGGCAGCAUCAAAUUGAAAGAGAAAUUAGUGUAGCAUCAGCACAGGGACUGGAACUGGAACCUAACCACCGUGUUAACCCUGAUCUCCAUCGAGGAAGACUGUUACAAAGAGCACUAGUUGAGAGAUUGUGGAGGGAUCAUACUAAUAAUUAAUGUUUAAUAAAAAAAAAGUUGUAUUUAAAUCUUUUUAUUAAUUAUUAAUCUAAUCAUAUAUAUUAAUAACCUACAGAAUAAUAUUGAAAACCUAAUUCUAAUCGAAAAAUUAUAAAAAUAAUCUAUUACGAUAGUGAAUAA